Guillardia theta CCMP2712 is the source of this 716-nucleotide messenger RNA. RefSeq lists its product as hypothetical. The annotation marks the transcript as partial. The transcript has 5 exons. Lineage: Eukaryota; Cryptophyceae; Pyrenomonadales; Geminigeraceae. The record is from RefSeq and is a predicted model, not a curated record.
AGAGUUCACGUUGGAGGAUGAUUGUUACAGAUGAUCAUCAUGUCAGCGAUAAGCCGUUGAAAUGAUACCUUCGAUCUCGCAUCAACAAUUCUAUCACCCCCCCCAUUAGUCAUUGCCUACUUGCAAGAUGCAAGAUUUGGUGCAAGAAUCCGGCAAGAAGGAACUUCAUAUAAUUUCAGCCAGUACAAAUGCUGAAGAAGAAGUUGCUCGACUUGCUUGGUAUUUCUUCAAAGCAACAACAAGGCUAUCAAGUGAUAAUGAAGACAUCUUGCCGCAAGAGGACUCGGAAGACAUCAAGCUUUCAGUCUUCACAACGUUUGCAGAUCUCUUCCCAGAGGUUGUCGGCGAUAAUGGUGCAGGAGCUAAGAAUAAGAGGAUGAGAUUACAUUUCAACAAAGUUGGAUAUCAAAUCUAUGGCAAAGAACAGAGCAGAAGAGUUCCUGCAGUCAGAGCAAAACCUGGCAAUCCAGGCUAUGGGUUUCGAAGGGCACGAUGGAGAGAUACUGAGCUUGACAGAGAUGAUAGGGCAAAUUGUCAGAAGAUCCUGAAAGAGGCUGGUUGCAACACUGACAAGAUCAACCAAGUUUGUCUCAAAGUGCAAGAAGUUUGCCGUCUAUGGGACUCAGUUCGGAGGCCUUCGCGUCCCGCAGGGCCCGGAAGGUUGACGAGCUUGACAAAAGACAUUGGAGUUGCUGUCUCUCCUGUCAAGGUAGAUC